CCUGCUGAGGUUGGACCCCAACAUCUGGCGCUCGACCGUUGUCCAGCUGCGUGCUUUCCCGCUCCCGCCGCAGGCUCUGGUGCCCCCUCUGCGUCUGUCUCCGCCGCGCCCCCUUCGAGCCCAAAGAUGACCAACAUCAUGCUGUUCAGCGGCAGCUCCCACCAGGACCUGUCCCAGCAGGUGGCCGGCCGGCUGGGCCUGGAGCUGGGCAAGGUGGUCACCAAGAGGUUCAGCAACCAGGAGACCAGAGUGGAGAUCCGUGAAAGCGUGAGAGGGAAGGAUGCGUACAUCAUCCGGAGCGGCGGCGGGGCGGUCAUUGACAACCUGACGGAGCUCCUCCUCAUGAUCCAGGCCUGCAAGAUCGCGUCGUCGUCCCGGGUGACCGCCGUGAUCCCGUGCUUCCCCUACGCCCGCCAGGAUAAGAAGGACCGGAGUUGUGCUCUGAUUUCUGCGAAACUUGUGGCGGAUAUGCUCUCGCGUGCCGCUGGCGCAGACCACAUCAUCACCAUGGACCUGCAUGCUCCCCAGAUCCAGGGCUUCUUUAACAUUCCGGUGGAUCACUUGUCCGCGGAGCCCGCGGUCCUGCAGUGGAUUGGGGAGAACGUCGCCGAUUGGAGGACCUGCAUCAUCGUGUCCCCGGACGCGGGCGGAGCCAAAAGGGUCACGUCGAUAGCAGACAGGUUGAAUGUGGAAUUUGCCUUGAUCCACAGGGAGAGGAAGAAGGCGAACGAAGUGGACCGGAUGGUGCUGGUGGGCGGCGUGAAGAACCAUGCGGCCAUCCUCGUGGAUGACAUGGCCGACACGUGUGGCACCAUCUGCCACGCUGCUGACAAGCUGAUCUCGGCCGGAGCCACCAAAGUUUAUGCCAUCCUUACCCAUGGGAUCUUCUCUGGGCCGGCUAUUUCCAGAAUAAAUAGUGCCCCCUUUGAGGCCGUUGUUGUCACAAACACAAUCCCGCAAGAGGACAAAAUGAGUCACUGCUCCAAGAUCCAGGUUAUUGACAUUUCGAUGAUCUUGGCCGAGGCGAUCCGCAGUAACCACAAUGGUGAAUCCCUGUCCUACCUGUUCAGCCACGUGCCCCUGUGAAUCCAGGCGGGAGCGCGGAGCAAGCCUGCUGGCUUCUGACUCGUGUGUUUUUAUCUGAUUCUUAGCUUUAGGACUCAGCAUUUAGAACACAAGACAUCAGAUUGUUGUGCCGUCCAACACCCACUGUUUCUCCCUUUGCACCUCCAGACCCAUCAACUGAACGCUGCCUCUGUGUCCUUCAUUCUUCGCGGCCUCAGUCCACACCUUUGGGAACCCCUGGACCUGCUAAGGCUGGACCCCAACAAGAGUUACAUCCUUCCUGUUUGUUUUGUCUUUUAUAGCAGAAUUGAAUAGUCUCAAAUACUACAGCAAAAGCACAUAACAACUAGAAACCAUUUUGGAGGUGUGUUUUUUUUUUUUUUUAAGUGGAGGCUAUAGGGGAUGCGGUUUUGGAUUAGGGAGGUGGCUGUGGAGAUUCAAGAAUGAUGCCAUGAGGUGAAGUGAGCAGAAAGAAUGAUUGAUGAGAUAUAGUAGGUGAAUAUGAUGGGCAAUGUUGGUCAGCGGAUCCAACAUCCAUUUUAGCCCCCUUCUCCCUCCCAGUGUAGAGGUUAGAAAACUUAAAUACUCAUUGGCAGCCUCUCUUGUUCCAGGGGGGUGGGAGGGAAGAUGGCCAAGGCCACAGUUCUAGCCAUGCACCCAAUGAUUUAAAUAUGAAAGUAUGCUCAGGGGAAUUUCUGUGGCUAGUGUGGCUCAGUUGAUUGUGCAU
This is a messenger RNA of Myotis myotis, 1792 nucleotides long. Its product is annotated as ribose-phosphate pyrophosphokinase 2-like. The record is from RefSeq and is a predicted model, not a curated record. The transcript has a single exon. Bases 127 to 1086 code for a protein of 319 amino acids. Gene Ontology annotation, biological process: 5-phosphoribose 1-diphosphate biosynthetic process; ribonucleoside monophosphate biosynthetic process; purine nucleotide biosynthetic process. NCBI's taxonomy places the organism in Eukaryota, Metazoa, Chordata, Mammalia, Chiroptera, Vespertilionidae. Gene Ontology annotation, cellular component: cytoplasm; ribose phosphate diphosphokinase complex. Gene Ontology annotation, molecular function: magnesium ion binding; ribose phosphate diphosphokinase activity.